Acytostelium subglobosum LB1 is the source of this 990-nucleotide messenger RNA. RefSeq lists its product as hypothetical. Gene Ontology annotation, molecular function: hydrolase activity. The transcript has a single exon. NCBI's taxonomy places the organism in Eukaryota, Evosea, Eumycetozoa, Acytosteliales, Acytosteliaceae. The annotation marks the transcript as partial. The record is from RefSeq and is a predicted model, not a curated record.
UCUGAAAUGAAACCAAUCAUUGUGAUACAUGGUGGAGCUGGAACCAUCACCAGAGACAAACUUACAAUAGAAAUGGAGGAGCAGUACCGCAGUAUUCUUCAAACGGUACUAGAGUCGGCUCGCACCAUAUUGGAGGGUGGAGGAUCAGCUUUGGAUGCUGUUGAGGAGGCUGUUCGUCUAAUGGAGGAAAGCCCACUAUUCAACGCUGGACGUGGCAGUGUGAUGACCGCAGAUGGCACCUAUGAAAUGGAUGCAUCAAUCAUGGAUGGCAGUACACUCAAGGCUGGUGCAGUGGGUGGUGUUCAACGCAUCCGUAAUCCAAUACUCGCCGCUCGCACAGUCAUGGAUCGCACCCGUCAUGUCAUGUUGAUCGGUGAAGGUGCAGAGAGAUUUGCCAAGUCAAACUCUGAUCGCAUAGAACUUGUCGACCCAUCAUUCUUCUUCACGGAAAGAAGAAUGAAUGAACUAAAGAGAGCACAGAGCAAGUCAGAGGUUGUAUUGGAUCAUGAUGGUGCAAAUAAGAUAGCAGAGGACAAACAACAACAACAAGUGGCAGUUGAACCAUUGGAUCCUGAUCGCAAGUUUGGAACUGUGGGUGCAGUGGCACUUGACGUACAUGGAAACCUUGCAUCUGCAACGUCCACUGGUGGCAUGACCAAUAAGAUGCCUGGUAGAGUGGGUGAUUCACCAGUGAUUGGUGCAGGAUGCUACGCCAACAACAAGACUGUGGCUGUAUCGACGACUGGUGUUGGUGAGUCAUUCAUGCGUACUGUUGCAGCAUUUGACCUGUCAGCACUUAUGGACUAUGCCAACAAAUCAGUGGAGGAGGCAGGCAAGAUCGUAGUGUUUGAGCGAUUGCCAUCAGUCGAUGGCAGUGGUGGUCUGAUCGCAGUGGACAAGCAGGGCAACUUCACAAUGCCAUUCAACACAGAGGGAAUGUACAGGGGAUACGCUAGAGCCAAGGAAGAGGCACAUGUUUAUAUAUAUAAG